AUGGUGAACAUGACUGAAAGUGAACACCGCCAUCCAACUACGACACUUUAUUGCUCUAAUGUACAUGGGACGUACAAUGUUGUAUUUCUCGUAGCAUUCAACAUCAUUCUGUCCGUCGUUGCAUCACUGGGAAACUUCGUUAUCCUCGUUGCCCUCCACAAAGAGUCUUCCCUUCAUCCGCCAUCAAAACUGUUGUAUCGUUGCCUUGCCAUCACUGAUCUCAUUGUUGGCUUCGUUUCUCAGCCUCUGUUUGCCACCCAGUUGCUUUUGGAUAUAAACGAACGGCCACAUCUGUGCACCCGCCUUGGCAAGUGGGUGGAUGAGAUAAGUUUGGUUUUUAGCUUAGUAUCUGGCGUGAUAGUAACCGCCAUAAGUGUGGACAGACUUCUCGCUCUGUUGAUGGGCCUGCGGUACAGACAUGUUGUAACACUGAUGCGAGUUGGUAUAGCUGUAAGCUUUAUUUGGCUAUUGGGUGUAAUUUGUGCAUUUAUUGAUGCCUUCUGGCCUAUUUUGGGUUCCAUAAUUACUGGAUAUGUCAUUACUUUAGUCACUCUGACUUGCUUGAUAAUUUCAGCUUAUUGUUACACGAGGAUCUUACUUCGUCUCCGCCAUAAUCAAGCUCAAAUACAAGGCCACGUAGAGCAGCCAGCUGGACCCGGAAUUCCACUGAAUGUAGCCAGAUAUCGUAGGACCGUUUCUGCAGGGGCCUGGGUCCAGAUAACGUUAGUCGCUUGUUAUCUUCCCCGAUCAUUAGUGGGUCUUUUUGGGGCACUUUUCUCUCUCAGUGCAGUGUCUAUAACACUUGGUAUAAGAUGUACGACAUCUCUUGUGUUCUUAAAUUCGAGUCUGAACCCGUUCCUAUAUUGCUGGAAGAUGAACGGAAUAAGGCAAGCAGUGAAGGAUUUAAUGAAACAGUAUUGUUGUAAGUCAGAUUAAUUGGCGAAGCCACAAAGGUGAAGUUACAGUUUGCUGUCAUAAAUGGGAAUUCAGUUUUCAGCUUUAUAAGCCAGUCGACACUGGCUCGGUGGUCAACAGAAAAUAAUGGUACACAGUAGUCAAACAAUAGCCUUCACUUGACAGACCUUGCGCCUCUUAAAUGCACCCAUCCAAUUCAGAGCAGAUACAUUGAUGAAUUUUAAAUAGAGAGCUUUGUAACAGAAAUUAAAGUUCUGAGUUUGAGCACAGAGAGAAGAAGUGGAUAGUGUGUCGACUUACAUGGUGUAUUGUUUAGGUGAUGAAAAAAAAAUUAUAUCAUCAUAUAAUUCAAGCUUUACUUGAAAAGAGGAUAAGCCUUAAAACUGAAUAGAGAAUAUUAAUAUUAUUUGUUCAGUUUUAACCAGUUGUAUAAUCAUAUUUGCAGGACAAUAGUGAUGGAUGCAAUAGUCUGUAUUCAGUCUACAAAUUACUAAGCGAGUAGUGUGCCGGUUAGUAUUGCUUAUAAAUAAAAUAAAACGUUCCCUGAGAAUGUGAUGUACUUUUUGAGUCAUUUGUGCUAACCCAGGUCGUCACUCAGCACACUUCCUUGGUGCACCCUGUUUUGGCUGUCGCAUGAAGUUGACUCAACUACCAAUCAUAAAAAAGGUUUGCACCAUUACUAACCAAUAAGGAAUCGAAGUAAAAACAGGAAACCGGCUUGAAGCGCGGGAAAACGCGAGUGAGCAGGUUGGAAAUGGUUUUAGUUUUGCAUUUGAUUGGUUGAGUUGGUGGCACGGGUUUUUUCGACCAAUCACAGAGCGAAGUAAAGCAAGAUAACUAACAAUAUUGUAACUUAGUGAAUACUGAAAGAUUAGAGAGGAGAAGAGUAGAAAGGAAAAAUGCUAAUUAAUUUGGCAACAUGCCCGAAAUCAUCUUAAAAAGUAAAGAUUUGAAAAGUAUUUCAGAACGCACUCAAAGACUUUUGAGUGCGUUCAAAGACAAAGUUUUCUGAAAACAGUAUCUAGUUUCGAAUCGCCUAGAUGAAAAGAAAGAUGCUUGCAUGCGGUAUUUUCAAUGUAAUUAAAGUUCGUUGUGAUGUAUAUUAUUGUUUAGCUUAAUUUCAAAACUGGGUUGGUAAUUCUAAGGGAAGACUGACAGGUGGCAGCCGCACUGGAGUUGCAGAUAAGCUCUGACUAAUUCACGUCUAAUCUGCUCUCAAUUCAUCAGCAGCAGGUGAGUAAGUUAAAAGUUACUCAAUUUGAGUUGAAAGCAGAUUCUAGUGGAGAAUAAUUGCGCGCUGAAUUCACGGUAUUCAUACCAAAAGAAUGUGAAGAUUUACGCUAUAAAAGUACCCGAAAAUGAAACUUCGGAUUUUCUACACGUUUCAACAAUUCUCCGUAACAUAAUUCAGUAUUAGCAGUGCUAAAUGACAGCUGUUUCAUUUUCAUCAGCACGAUCUUAAUUAUAAAGGGCAUAGACACAAAGCGCGGGGGCGCCGUGCUGACAAAAUUUGUUUGGUUCUUCCAACAAUUUCGAUAAAAUUUGCUUACGCCAAAUUUUCAAAUUGUCACUUUUAGGUGUACUGAAAGACGGGAAAAUAGUUGUUAACCACAAAGUGUCAAUCACAUGGAUGCGCAAAUUUAAAAGUACUAAGAUCCGGAGAUGCAGCCGAGCGAACACUUGGGAGCUGUAUUCUGACUAACCUGAUUACUGAUCGUCGUGCGUGUAGCAUCCCGAGGUAGCAAUCUUUUACCUUCAUCGUUUGAUUCCCGCGUAAAAUGAAACAUUUUGGCGGGCCUCUUCCUAGAAGAUUCACAUUUUAAUAGCGAGAUCGAAUUUUCAUGAUUGACGUUUUUAUUCAAACCGUGGCUUGUAAAUUGCAAAAUCUGUUCUCAGUAAUUUAUGACCUGCUCCGAGGCAAGAAGACGGCGCCUUUGAAAAUAAAAAUUAGCUGGGAAAAAAAUAACCGGUUGCGUUUGUCUCACGGAAAUGAUGAAAAGUUUUUUCGCAACUUCGCUCAUGGUUAAGUCUCUAUGGCUCAGUGGUUAGAGCAUCGGAGCGCGGAAUCCGAAGGUCUAAGUUUCGACUCCAUGGGGACUCAGACUUUUUUCUUUGUCCCACGUUCGUGACAAGACCCAAAAAAAAAACACCUUUCUCGAUAAUGAAAAAAUUUUCUGGAGCGCCCGGGCCCAUACUUCUUUCCUUUUCCCUUUUUGAUCUUUUCCAAAUCUUUUCCAGGAGCUGAAUACAUUCUUAGAAGAACAAAAGUAAGUAGAGGCAAUGUUAUUAGGUAAACGUUCGAAGUUGUCCCUCAGUGGAACGUUAAUGGAUAAUUACAUUGCAAAAUUUAGGGCUAGAGCGAAUGUAUUUCUUCUUUAUUCCGAGUCUUUCAAUGCUCAAGGCCUCAAUCUAUUUUCUUCACAUUGGGCCGCUUUUCAUUGUUAAUGAGACUUGAGUUUGCAACAUGUCACUCGAAUCAACAAACUCCUCUUAAAGGGUCUCAAUGAGGUGAUGAUCUUUACGGCUAACGAUUAGAAUUUUAUUGCGAACGGUCAGUUUAUUCCCGAUUUUAAAAAAGAAAGAUUUUUGCGGUUUACGUUUUUUUAACGACUUGCGACCAACUACAGUUUAUGGCUAAUUAUGGCCAUGUUAUUUCUGACCGUAACUUUUUUUCCGUUACAAUUAAAAGAAAUUUUUUUACGGUUUGCUUUUUUAACGACUUGCAGUUAAAUUUUGUUAAUUUUAAGGCUUAACUGCUAAUUUUUUGGCCGUUUUACGGUUAACCCCAUUGAAACCCUCGUCUUUAUUUAUUUGUGUGGAAUUGCUGAAUAUUAUAGUCACUAAUUACAAGAUCACACAGCUUAUUUUCACAGGCCCACGUUUUGCUGUUACCGAGAAAAUGCAAUUACAAAUUUGAAAAUUUUACAUACAGUUGAAUCGGUAAUUAUAAAUGUGUCAACCCUUAGUCUGGCUACUGUCCUUAAUUAAGAUUAUACGGACUGUCAAUUCUCUCAUGACUAGAAUUUUUCACUGCGUACAUUUUAGAACACUCACUUUUUAGCUAUUGAACAAGAUAUUUUUUUUUCUGAAUAAAACAUACAUUUCUCUUUUAUUAAAACAGACAGUUGCCAAUAUCUAAGUUAUCUUCGGUAACCUAAUUACUCUAUCUAAAUACACGUUUUGAGUUGUGGCGUAUUACAUCGAGCACUCAGAAUUCUUCUCAUCGCCGCAGAAUGUCACCACCUGCCUUGGAUUGAUUCCCGGAAAUAAAUAAAACAUUCUUUAUGAUAAUUGUGAAAUAAAAAAGAAGUCGAGAGAUGGUCGAUGUAAUUUCGUUGGUUUUCACCGGAGUGGAACUCCGAGAAGGCAGUAUGAUACUAAUAUUUCAGAAAUCAGAACAGACCCCAGUAGUAACCUACGGUAAAUGAGUUUGAAGAUAACAUGAAAACAAGGUGAUUACAGUUUAUUCAAGAAAUGAUUAUUUACAACUUAAAUUGAUUUUAAUGCAUUGAAUAUCAUUCAUUCAAACAAUCUCCUGGAAAAAGAGAACUUAUCUUUCUGACCAUCUUCAAGCGAGGCUUUGCGACUAUGUGAAAAAUGUUUAUACUUAUCUUUUUCAGUAUUUCAAGCUUAAUUCACAGAAGUAGAAUGGAGAUUCCUCGAUGGUUUAAGUUUAUUUUACUACUCUCAAUAUUAAGACAAGAGUUCGUUUCUGCUGAUAACAUUUGCCGAACAUUCAGUUUCCAUAUAAGACAGAACCUCGUCGCCGACCACGCCUUAGAGGGUCACGUGUUUAAAGUUGCAACAGUUACCACGAUUCCUGAAUGUCACAUCCUGUGCAUAAAUGACUGUCGUUGUGUCUCCAUGAACUACGAACAUAAAACUGCACAAGGAAACUGUCAAAUGAAUGAUGCGAACAGGUACAUGAAACCAGCUGCACUGAGAUACAAAUAUGGAGCAUUGUAUUACGAUCUUGUGAGGGAGUACUCCGUGUCUGAUGUAAGUGCAAGCUAACUAAAAGAACCUCCCUUACUCGCUGCGGAUUUAUUUUUUAAAACCUCUUUCAUUAUUAUUUAUUGUAUUUUCGCGUAAGUUUUCAUGGGCCACAUCGGAGUUCCAAAAACCUCAUUCUCAACCUAUGCCCACUGUUAAAGGGCCUUCUCCUUAGAGUGGGUUUCAGCUCCAUGAAAAUAGACAAAAAAAUUUCAUAGUGAAGGUAACUAACUAACUAUUGUACAGAAAGACAGGCUAUGUGUUGAUCUCGUGCGAUUCUUAAUUAAACCUAGAAGUUCUGUUCUUAAUCGUCGUGAUCUAUCAGUAUUUAAUAGGGAUUCUGAAUCAAAAAAAAUUUAAUUUUUCAGCGAACACGGUACAAUACUCGUGCGAACCUUAUCACUGAUAUCUCCUUUCUCAUUUGUUUUCAUCAGAAAGGAAGACCUUUGUCCAGUAAAACUGGCCAGUGUGUUAACAGAUGUUGCAAGGACAAUCCUUGUCUCCAGGGAGGGACCUGUCAGGAGAUUUGUGACCCUGCCACAGUGAGGUACAACUGCACUUGUCCUGCCAAUUACACUGGUCAGCAGUGCGAGAAAAUAAAGCAUCCUCGCAAUUGCAUGGAAGUUGCAAAAAAUGGCCAUAAUGUGUCUGGAAUGUUUGAUGUGUACGAUGCCCAGAAAAGUAUUUUUAGAGUCUACUGCGACUUGAACUCUGAGGUUGGGUAUGUUUGGACGCUGAUACAGUCCUAUUCGCUUGCAAACAACCACCAGUUUAAGAGAAGCGGCUUUAGUGUGGACCGCCCUGUAAACGAAGAGGGGAGCACCAUAAACUGGAGUGCCUAUCGCUUAUCUUUGGCUCAUAUGAAGUCAAUCGCUGAUGUUUCAACCCAUCUCAGAGCCACUUGCAACUUUCCAGCCGAUGGUCUCGUUCAUACUGACUACGCACGCGCAAAACUGGAAGGACAUGAUCUGUUUGGUGUAUGGAGAGCCAAGUGUCGCACAUAUGAACUUAUCAACAUACGGAACAUUGCUUGUCAGGGAUGCACAGCAGGUACUUGGCAAGCACCGAACGAGAUGUGGCACAUUAACAGUGCAGUUAGCGCCAAAAGUGGUGGAUGCCAAUUCAACGGCGAAGCAGGUGCAAGUCCCCAUGAACAAAACUUUGGCCUUUACAACUACGUCAGUCCAAACUUUCGAUGUACUUCCAGUCAAAGUUCCACAACACAACACUGGAUUGGGAAUAUUCACAUUUACCCCUAA
Molecule: messenger RNA, 6167 nt
Organism: Pocillopora meandrina
Lineage: Eukaryota; Metazoa; Cnidaria; Anthozoa; Scleractinia; Pocilloporidae
Source: the annotation of a GenBank genome assembly